UCAUGCAGGUGCAUGAUGGAGGAAUGUGAGGGGCAGCAGGAGGUCCUGAGGGAUCUGAACCAGAGGCUCAGCAGCUUCCUGGAACAUGUAGCUGAGCUUCAGAAGAUCAACCUGAACCUCCAGGAGCAGAUCACAGCGUGGAAGAUGCUGCUGGAGAGAGACUGGAGCUCGCAGGAGAAGAUGGUGGAGGAGCUACAAGCUCAGAUUAGACACAUGCUAAUGGAAAAUGCUGAGCUGGCCCUGCGUUCAGAUCACGUUAAAUCCGCCAUUCAGCAUCUACAGAGCAGAUGUGAGCUGGAGCAGAAGCUGCGUCUCCAGCUUGAGCAGCUGAUAGCGGAGCUGAAGCAGAAGAAGAUGAACCUGCACCAGGCCAACACACUGCUGGAGGAACAGUUUCACACAUCCACACAGGAACUGCACACCAUGCAGGACGAGCAGGAGAGGGAGUUGUUUGUGCAGCAGCAGCAGGCAGCAGUAGGGGAGGAUGGCAGAGGAAUGGAGCUCUGGCGUUUCGGCCCAGCACACGGUGACCUCGGCUCAGCUGUACUCACAAAUCGAGGCCCAGGCUUCAGGCCUCCGGCAAACCCCAGGCCCAGGACGGACACACCCGGUCCAAUCGGAGACCAGCCUCCACAGGUGAGUCGUGGGGAUGAGGCCUUGCGGGAGGCGAGGGCGGAACUCACUGAAGUCCGAAAGCGGUGGCACAGUUUACAGGUGGAGGUUGAGUCUCUACAUGCCAUGGAACGCAGUCUGCAGAGCUCUCUGAAACACACACAGCAUCAGUACUCGCUGCAGCUGCGGGACCUGUCACGCUCGGUGUGUGAGCUGGAGGCGGAGCUGGACGGCGUGCGUGAAGGUCUCGCUGCUCAGAAACAACACCACAACCAGCUGCUCAACACCAAGAUGAGGCUGGAGAGAGAGAUCGCCACCUACAGGAGAAUGCUGGAGCAUGAGGAGGGCAGGUUUUUGAGUGCAGACGGUCAGCCACGGAAACUGAAGCCCUGGAAGCCCUCAGGUCAGCAGAACGGAGUCUGUAAUGGUUUCGAGAAUGAAAGCGAAAUCACAGAGAAGCCGAUCAAUCAGGGCCCAGCUUUCCACCGGCAGGGCAGCCUUGUCAUCUUCACAGAGCCCAUAGGGAGCAGAGACGGGGAAAUUAACACAGUGAAGACUCAGGAGAUUGUGGAGGGGAAUGUAGUGAGAGAGAGCGCAGAGGGACACGGAAGAGUCGAAACCGAGAAGAUCGACAAGGUGAUUAAACAGUGGGAGGGAUCGUUUUUCCAAGGAAAUCCGAAGCUGAGGAAAAAAUCUGUGUCGCUGCGCUUUGACCUGCACAUGGCCAUGGCGGAUGAAGGCUGCGCCCAGAGCAAAAAGGACAGUUUACCGGACGUGGAGGUUCGGCUGGUGAUGAAACGAUCCCGCAGCAUCCCCACCAUAACGCAGUGACCUGGUUUGGAAAGUCAGCAAAACGUGCAGCAUGGCGCCAGCACGUGAAUCUUUUCUCUUUUUUUCUUGUAGAACAUGCUACAUUUGUCUUAAAUGUAAUAAUUUAAUGCGUGGGGUUUUUUCUGGGGGCAAGCGAGGGUUAGGGGGGCAAAUCUUUUAGUACUGCUGCUUGUAGACAAGUCAUCAUAAAGCAUUUCCUGAAUCUGGACAUUGCUGUGUUUACAUCAGAGACUUGGGCAAAUUAGCAUUCUCUGUUAGCAAGAAGUUCUACUGGAAGUUUCUAUAAAUAGAAUUUAUUCGCAAUCUUUACCUUAAACUUUGACACUCCAGACGCUUGACUGAAAGACAACAGUCGACUAGCUGAGAAUUCGUUUGCAUUUGAGCUUGGCCAAUAUUUUAAAAUCUUUAAAAAAAGAACCCAACCUUUCAUGUGGUGUGUUGUCAUGGAGCUAAGACCAAGUCGUUAAUACAUCAGGGUUAAUUUGCUCAGCAUCAACACCAUGAGCUACCAAAGCAUUAGCAAGGAUGUUAGGGGUUUUGAGGUAAAAAAAAGAAAAGAAAAUGAUUCCUUUCUUCUCUCUAGCAAAAGAAAUUGGAUUUUACACUCCAGUGAGCUCAGUGAGAGAAUGAUGGGAUUUCAUUUGAUGUGAGGAACAAAAAAAAAAGUUUCAUUGUUUUUAAAAUGCUAGCGAAGUAAAAUUGCAUUAGACGCUAGAAGAUUUAGCAACACAGUUGGAGUCUGUCAGCUCCAAACGCACCCUCAAUUCCUUUUUACUAUUUUCUCUUCAUUGAGAUCCCUCCUGCUAUCAGAACUAAGAUCACUGAUGUUUACUGGUGUAAAGAGUAAGAUGGCAUAUUUAAUAUUUAAAAAAUGAAAAUGUGUGGUAAUGUACAUCCGUUUCUGAAAACUGAGGGAACUAGUUAGCAAAGUAGCUUGUUAGCAAGCUAGCGAAGAACUUUUCACCUCAUAGCUAAAUAGCUAAGAAGCAAAUGACUAACUUGGAAUUAUGUAAAUUUUCGUGGCACAUUUGAGCUACAGUAUAAGAAUAAGAUAAAAAAACAUAGACACCUCCGGAAAAUCUCCUGAAACCUUCUCGAAACCUUCUAGAAUGUUUUAUAGUUACAAUCCACAAACGUGUCUGAAUCAAAUAUGAUUAUAAUCUUAUUUAAAAGUUGAUAAAAUAGAAUUUUAUUCGUUCUGGACAGUCUGAGGAGCCAUUUUGUUACAUGAUGCUAAGCUUCAGGAGAUUUUUGAAUCUCUGUGGCGAACACUGCAUCAGUCUGAGGAAAAAGCUUGAAAAUUGCUAGCACUAAGCUUGCUAACGUAGCUAGCGUAACAGCCAGCAUUAUUCCCUUUCCCUCUCUCUCUCUCUCUCUCUCUCUCUCUUUAAAAAAGUAUACAAACUUUGCACUACAGAUAAAUGAUAUUAUUAUGAUAUUUUGUUUGCUGUGGAAAAAAAUCUAAAUGUUUUUAAAAGACUCUGAAGACUCUCAGACUUUAGUUUCAAAAGAUCAGCUGUAUUCCAACAAAUCUCGUUUACUUCCCUUUAGCAUUAGCCAUAAAAUAGUUUAACUUAUUUGAAGUAACUUCUAUGGUAAUUAUUAUUAUCUGUAACACCUACAUAUUAACUCCACAAUCGACGGAAACUUGUUACUACUAUAUAAUGCUAGCUACUUAGCAUCAUACUAGCUAUUGACCUAAUUAGCCAGGUGGCUCAUUAGCAAGUUAUCAAGGCUACAUUUGACUAGUCAUGACUGAAUUUCUGUCCUACGAUUACUUUACGGUGCUGUGCUAACAAUUAGCAGGCUAGAUAGAUUGAAAUCCAGCUAAUCCAUCUAUUCGGAGAAUAUUUUUCGCUAGCAAACACUUGUGUGAUGUAGCAGAUUAGCAUUAGCAUUUCCAAGUUGUGAGAGAAAAGUUAGGGAGUGUUUAAAGCAGUGCUGGUCAUACAAAAUGGAAUCUGUGACCUCUUGCCCUUCUAUUUUAAUUUAAAUUGAUGUUUGUUUGUUUUUUUUUGCAAAAAAGCACAUUUCAACAAUUUACAACAAUUUUUGUGUUUAUCUGUCUAACCAAAAGUCUGUGAUUUAUGCAACAUGCCAACGUGCUUUAUGCAGUAUCACUGUGCUACAUCACACUUCAUUCGUCAUUUACAAAAAAAUGCUAUUGUUUCAACAAAAGAAAUUUCAGUCACAUGAAUCUCGACAUAAGCUAUCCUGAUAAUCACCAGAUUUAGACAUCUGCUCACCACACUCUAAUCAUAAGCACUUUCAAACACUUUGUACAUUUUAUUUACUCUAUUUAUUUCAUUUUUUUGUAACAUUUUUGUUCUGAAUUGAAUGUAUUUCAUUCUAUCGAUAUAUUCUUCAUCUUAAUCCUUUGCUGUAUGAGAGGUGUUGAAAUGGAAUAAAGCUAGCAUUAAUAAAGCUCUGAUGCUAAAACACUAA
Molecule: messenger RNA, 3888 nt
Organism: Hemibagrus wyckioides
Lineage: Eukaryota; Metazoa; Chordata; Actinopteri; Siluriformes; Bagridae
Gene: krt222
Product: keratin 222
Exons: 9
Coding region: 13-1443 (476 amino acids)
Source: RefSeq, a predicted model, not a curated record